This is a messenger RNA of Tribolium castaneum (red flour beetle), 896 nucleotides long. Its product is annotated as glutathione peroxidase. Gene Ontology annotation, molecular function: glutathione peroxidase activity. The coding region runs from base 50 to 649 and encodes 199 amino acids. Gene Ontology annotation, biological process: response to oxidative stress. The record is from RefSeq and is a predicted model, not a curated record. The transcript has a single exon. NCBI's taxonomy places the organism in Eukaryota, Metazoa, Arthropoda, Insecta, Coleoptera, Tenebrionidae.
GGCGCAAAACCAUGACAUCGCAUUAUUGCGCAAAUAAAAAGAGCUGGAAAUGUUGGUUCCCGGCCUCCAGUUGUUUAGCGUUGCGACGACAGUGUUGCGGGUGUUUUCGACCGUACCCCCUGUGAUUACCUCGAAAGCCGCGAUGUCGAACCCGGAGAAGCCCCAGGAAGCCGCCUCCAUCUACGAAUUCACCGCCAACGAUAUCAAAGGUGAACCCGUAUCGUUGGAAAAGUACAAAGGGCAUGUGUGCAUCAUCGUGAACGUCGCCUCCCAGUGCGGCUACACCAAGAACAACUACGCGGAGCUGGUGGACCUCUUCAACGAGUACGGCGAGUCCAAGGGCUUGAGGAUCUUGGCGUUCCCGUGCAAUCAGUUCGCCGGCCAGGAGCCGGGCACUAACGAGGAGAUUUGCCAGUUUGUUUCGAGCAAGAAUGUCAAGUUUGAUGUUUUCGAGAAAAUUAAUGUCAAUGGGAAUGACGCGCAUCCGUUGUGGAAGUACUUGAAGCACAAGCAAGGGGGAACGUUGGGCGAUUUCAUCAAGUGGAAUUUCACCAAGUUUAUUAUUGACAAGAAUGGGCAGCCGGUUGAGAGACAUGGACCCAGCACUAAUCCCAAAGACUUGGUCAAGUCACUAGAGAAGUACUGGUGAUUUGGCGUUAUUUCACUCCAAUUUUAUUGUUAUAUUAUUAUGGUUUGUUAUUUAUACUCAUGUACGCACAAUUUAUUUUAGUAAACCUUGAUUUAUAUAAUGUCUUCAUUCAAAAAAUCACAUAUUUUGUGACAGACGAUUAUAUUUAAGGGUCUAUUAUAAGACAAUGACUGUAAGGGAACCAAUAUAUCAUGUUUAAAUACACGAAGGUUUAUAUUGUUAACGUAAAAUAAAGUGUUUACUCCAA